UUGCGCAUCGUCGUCGGCUCAUCCACUUCCGGGUUUAGAACGGGUGUGUGUGUUUGAAGCGGAAGUGUCAUGGCGACCUCCGAGAAAGUCGAACGUGGGAAUGGGGGUGGCGAGAAUAGAAACCCCAAAGGCAAGAAAACGAGCCAAGAUGACUCUGAACUUCUCACAGUUCCCGAUGGAUGGAAAGAACCAGCCUUUUCAAGAGAAGAUAAUCCUAGAGGGCUUCUGGAAGAAAGCAGUUUUGCCACUCUGUUCCCAAAAUACAGAGAAGCUUAUUUGAAAGAAUGCUGGCCCCUAGUGCAGAAGGCACUGAAUGAACAUCAUGUAAAUGCAGCGUUAGACCUAAUUGAAGGAAGCAUGACAGUCAGUACAACAAAGAAGACCUUUGAUCCAUAUAUAAUAAUCAGAGCCAGAGAUUUGAUAAAGCUUCUAGCAAGAAGUGUUCCAUUUGAGCAGGCUGUACGUAUUCUUCAAGACGACAUUGCUUGUGAUAUUAUUAAAAUAGGGUCCCUGGUGAGAAACAGAGAGCGAUUUAUCAAAAGAAGACAGAGGCUUAUUGGUCCCAAUGGCUCUACCUUGAAGGCUCUAGAAUUGUUAACAAACUGCUACAUCUUGGUUCAAGGUAACACUGUUUCAGCUCUUGGGCCUUUUAAUGGCUUAAAAGAGGUUAGGAAAGUAGUUCUGGAUACAAUGAAGAAUAUUCAUCCCAUAUAUAAUAUCAAGACCCUGAUGAUUAAGAGGGAGUUGUCAAAAGAUCCUGAAUUAAGAUCACAGAACUGGGAACGAUUUUUGCCUAAGUUCAAACAUAAGAAUUUGAACAAACGGAAGGAACCAAAGAAGAAAAAUGUGAAGAAGGAAUAUACUCCGUUUCCACCGCCACAACCAGAGAGUCAGAUUGAUAAAGAAUUGGCGAGUGGUGAAUAUUUCUUGAAAGAAAGCCAAAAGAAGCGUAAGAGAGUAGAAGAGAUAAAGGCAAGACAAGCAGAGGUAAUUAACAAGAGGCAAGAAGAGAGAAACAAAGCUUUUAUUCCACCUAAGGAAAAGCCAGUUGUAAAACCAAAGAAAGCUCCUGCUGAAACAAAAAUUGACAUUGAAGGUAUUAAAGAAAAGGUUAAGAAGGCAAAGAAGAAGAAGCUAGGAGCACUUCCAGUGGAAGAAGUUAAAUUAAAAAUUGCAGCAGAUGAAAAGAAGAAGAAGAAAGCAUUUGUGAAGUUGUAGUGCCCAGCUUUUCUGAGGAGAACAAAGAACUCCAUGUAUGAAGCACACUUCCUUUGCAUUGUGUUUUUGCCGGUUAAUGUCAAAACCAACACAAAACUGCAGUAGUUGAGAUGAAAAGGACAACAGUUUCAAGAUUUGCAUCAAGCAAAACUGGCAGCAUGUUCUAUUACGAUCCAAAAAAUAUGGCCAAAUUUUCCACAUUUCCAGUAUCUCUUAAAUAAGUGGAUGGCUUACAUUUUUAUGCAUACAUUUCUAGCAAGCACAGGAUUGCCACUGAAAGGGUUUUGUAUGUGGAGUGAAUAUUGUUAACACAUAUAAGAUUUGUAGGAGUGUUAUUUGACAUUCAUGCAGAGUAUCACAUAAGCUUCAAACAGCUAGAAGUUUCUGCAGGAAGGGAACAUUUCCCCCAAAACACUUGUAAAUUGGUUUGUAUUUUAAGUAUACCUAAAUUACAUAAACUAUUUUUUAUAUAAGUAUUGAUAUUUCUGAAUGUUGUUUUUGGUCUGUCUGAAAUGUUAUAUAUUGUUCAAAAGAUGCUCUUUCCAAAUGCUGACUAAAAUUGAGCAGCAAGCUACACUAUUUAUGUACUCCAUUGAGUUGAACAGGACAAACUGCAUGUGGCUGUAUUAAUGCAGAACUUGGGUUUUUGUUUGUUCCCAGGUCAUUAUCAUUUGUGGUAAAAGCAUCAUGGAACUCA
Pogona vitticeps (central bearded dragon) is the source of this 1915-nucleotide messenger RNA. RefSeq names its product KRR1 small subunit processome component (gene KRR1). Gene Ontology annotation, cellular component: nucleolus; small-subunit processome. Lineage: Eukaryota; Metazoa; Chordata; Lepidosauria; Squamata; Agamidae. The record is from RefSeq and is a predicted model, not a curated record. Gene Ontology annotation, molecular function: RNA binding.